This is a messenger RNA of Daldinia loculata, 996 nucleotides long. RefSeq lists its product as uncharacterized. Gene Ontology annotation, cellular component: nucleus. Gene Ontology annotation, molecular function: nucleic acid binding. The transcript is spliced from 2 exons. Bases 1 to 996 code for a protein of 331 amino acids. The record is from RefSeq and is a predicted model, not a curated record. Lineage: Eukaryota; Fungi; Ascomycota; Sordariomycetes; Xylariales; Hypoxylaceae.
AUGGACAUCAAAGCCAUCUUGGAAGCCUCCCCAGUCAGUUCCAAGCCGAUGGAAGAAGCCAAAGUCUUCACAUUCUUCACGAUGGAUCAACCUUCCCCCUUCCAUGGGCACCGCCUGUCCACAGAUAUCGUAGUGAUGCGGACUAACACUAUCUCGCUGUCGCACAACCAAGAUCACGUCACGAGAAGAAUGUGGAGCACACUACAAACAGUCCUUUGGCUGCCUGUGGACGGUUUCAAACCUGACAGCUUGGGUAAUGAAGCGGGGCGUAGAGAAGCGCUAUCGAAUCUCGCAGACGUUCCAUUCGCCGAUGGUACUUCAGUCACUGUACCCGAACCUGCUAUUCCUAUACCGCGGGGCUUAGGUCGCCAGGAAUUUGACGUUCUUGAUGCUAUUUUUAUAGCGAUCGAUUUCGAGUAUAGUCACUAUUCUCCAAAAUCUGGGCGCAUUCGAUUGAGAGAGGUUGGAAUUUCGAUGUUCGACACCCGUAACUUAUACCAUCAAAGUGGUCAUUUGAAUGAUGCGAUAUCCACACAGCAUUAUCGUACUGUCACAGAUAGUAGAAAGUUUAUCUUCGGGCAGACGAUCGAUAUCUUGCAGGACGGGCUUGUUGCUGUGCUUAAGCGCCUACUUUACAUUGAAAAUAACACCCUUGGGGAAAUUCGAGACCUUAUUCUUGUUGGCCAUGGUUUUGGUUUUGAGAUUAAGGCUAUGAAAGGCCUUGGAAUUGACCUAACACUAGCACCAUCUGUUGUUGAAAUAUUUGAUACAGAAUUUCUAGGGUAUGAGGUUUUUGGCAGAGACUUCAAAUGUAGUCUGAGUAAGGUCACUAAAGAGAUUGGGAUUUUAGGGGAAAGUUUUCAUAAUGCAGGCAACGAUGCUAACUUUACUCUUCGAGCUAUGUUACUACUAGCAAUCCAUCGAUACGACCCCUCGAAACUAGAUAGAGCUCAGAAGGAAAGGAUAGAGAUGUAUAAGAAGCUAGCAAAUUUUUAG